GACUAUGUUAAAGAACUUAACAAAGUUAUCAACCUUAAAGGUCACCUGUGAUCUGCGGGCCCUCUCCUCACUCACACAGCCCACGCAUCAAAACAUCUUUGACCGCAACGCCAAGCGGCUACAAAAGGAACGCGCCGCCCUGAGUGAAGAUGUAGGACUUUAUGACUAUCUGAAGGAGGAGGUGGGCUUUCGACUGGCGGAUCGUGUGUUUGACAUUAAACGCGAGUUCAAGGCGGCCGCCGACAUCGGAUGCAGUCGAGGCUACCUCUCCAAGCACAUUCUGGCAGAGAGCGUGGAGCAUCUGACGCUCACAGACACUAGUGCCACGAUGCUUGAGCAGGCGCAGGGCACGCCAGGUCUCAAAAUACACAAAUUAGUCAGAGAUGAGGAGGACUUGGAUUUUGAGGAGAACUCUCUGGAUCUGGUCAUCUCCAGCCUUAGUCUGCAUUGGGUAAAUGACCUGCCUGGUUGCUUUGCCCAGAUAAAGCGCAGCUUAAAACCAGACGGCGUCUUCAUAGCCUCCAUGUUUGGCGGGGAUACGUUGUAUGAGUUGCGCUCCUCGCUGCAGUUGGCCGAGCUGGAGCGCAAGGGUGGCAUCUCACCGCACAUCUCGCCGUUUACCCAAAUACGCGAUAUCGGAUCUCUCCUAAACCGCGCCGGCUUCACCAUGCUGACCAUAGACACCGACGAAUUAGUAAUUGGCUAUCCCAGCAUGUUUGAGCUGAUGUGGGAUCUCAAGGGAAUGGCGGAAAACAACGCGGCCUUCAAUAGGCCCGCACACCUUAGUCGUGAGACAAUGCUGGCGGCCAGUGCCAUCUACCAGGAGCUCUAUGCCAAACCCAACGAUAGUGGUGUGCCGGCCACCUUUCAAAUCAUUUACUUUGUGGGCUGGAAGCCAGGACCCAACCAGCCGCAGCCAUUGGCACGCGGCACAGGCGAGGUGUCGCUCAAGGAUCUGGGAAAGAUUAUCGAAAAGGGCGGCAAGCUGUGAAGCUCACAGGCGUGAAAAUGGGGGGAAACGCUGCAAGUUCAGUUAAGUUUUAUUUCAAAACGCUCUUGAACAUAAUCUAUUACUUAAAUAAACAUGAUUCCCUCGUUGGGAAACUUAAUUUAA
Messenger RNA from Drosophila persimilis, 1114 nucleotides. Its product is annotated as arginine-hydroxylase NDUFAF5, mitochondrial. The transcript has 3 exons. NCBI's taxonomy places the organism in Eukaryota, Metazoa, Arthropoda, Insecta, Diptera, Drosophilidae. Gene Ontology annotation, molecular function: S-adenosylmethionine-dependent methyltransferase activity. Gene Ontology annotation, cellular component: mitochondrion. The record is from RefSeq and is a predicted model, not a curated record. Bases 5 to 991 code for a protein of 328 amino acids. Gene Ontology annotation, biological process: mitochondrial respiratory chain complex I assembly.